Messenger RNA from Caenorhabditis auriculariae, 3843 nucleotides. The record is from the annotation of a GenBank genome assembly. NCBI's taxonomy places the organism in Eukaryota, Metazoa, Nematoda, Chromadorea, Rhabditida, Rhabditidae.
AUGGAAACGGGUUACGCGAUGUCUCAAUUUCCAUCAACAGUUUUCGUAUGUAUAAACAAUUAUGUUUCUCCAUGAAAUUUUAUUUUCAGUGGAAUAAACUUCUUCAGAUGUUCCGAGAUAAAAUGCCUACCAAAAGGCAUCGUCGAAAUCUGAAAUAUAUUGAAGAGUCUUUCACUGGUAGCGAAGCCGUAACCUUUCUAAUGGGAUUGCUUAACACGGAAUUCAGCGAAAGGUUCAAAGAUAGAACUAUUGACAGGUUUCCUAAAUUGAACUUUUCCACUAUCAAGAUUUUCAGAGAAAAUUGUUCGAACUACUUGGAAAUUCUCAGAAAAGAUGGAGUUAUUUGCGAUUCUAAGAAGAAAGAUGAGCCGUUCAGGGAUGCGAACAACAUCUACAUGUCAGUUUUCGUUCCGAUGCGAAAGCUUCUCAGAACAAAACUCUUAAUUUCAAAUAUCAAGGUUUUUUCAGCUUCGCCGAAAACGGGAGAAGUUCCUCACGACGUAAAUUAAGAAGAUCAGCGUCUUGCAGCGCAAAUCAUCGGUCGAGGACGCCUCCGUAUUUUUGAUUCAUUCUUUUUAGUUCCGAUUGACGUUUUUAGGCCUCCAGUUCCACCAAGAGAACAUGAAUCUACAGAGUUCAACCUCAAGUUGGAAGACAUCGACGCCUACGCGUCUCGGAAAGUCGUGAGAUCGAGAAGAUUAUCGCGUUCGGUUGGAAACAUUGAAGUCCACAUCAAUACCGCUUUCGUUAGUUUAGAUCAUGAAGUAAUCAUUCUUUGAAUCAAUUUUCAGGAGGACAGUACAGAAUCAGCUGAUUUUCGGAGGAAUAAAGCGCGGUCAACGAUGCUAAUCGAUGAGCUGAAUGAAGGUUUCAAGUGAAUUAACUAAUUUCGAGUAAUUUUUUCCCUUCAGAUCGCGCAAAAAUGGACGUUAAGAAACAAGAAAAAGAAAAAUUUUACGACUGGCUUCCAUUCCAAAAAAGAAGACAAGAAGUGAGUUUGAACAAGGAUUCGUAUGUAAACAAUGCAUUCGCGGACGUCUUUGAAAAAUUUUUCAUUUGACCAGGAUAAAAAUUUUUCUCUGCAGCGAAGCUCAUAGUUUCAAGAUGAAAAAAAGUGUAAGGCGUAAAAAAUUUGAUGAAUUGUCUAGAAUUUAAAUACUCCCAAAUUUCAUCUGAAAAAAAACUGCUAUUUUAAGGCCAACGCCAAAGAAAGUCGGUCAAAGUCGUUGGUCCGCUGCUCGCGAAGAAAUUCGGUGCGGCAGCAGCUCGAACUUUCUGAGGAAGAGGUGGAUUCGAGACAAUAUAUGGUCUCACUGUUCAAAAUUUCAGACUUUGGGCCAGCAGGACGUCGUCGAUGCAUGGAAAGAUACAUUGUUUUCGAGGUUGGACCAAAUCUUAUGAUAAUUUAAAUUUAGGAAGGUUUCUACUACACUAAGAAUAACUGCCGAGAUAAACGCGAGACACUGGCGGUACAUUGACGAGCUCGCAAACAUCUCGCAUUUUUUCUCGCGCCGGUUUCGCAUUUGUUUGGGCGCGAGCUCGCAUUUUUCUAGGCGCGAGCUCGCAUUUCUCUCGCAAUUUGAAAAUUUCCGAAAUGCAAGAUAAAUGCGAGAUGGCGCCGAGAAAAAUGCGAGGUCGCGCCGAGAGAAAUGCGGGAUCGCGCCUAGAAAAAAGCGACAUUUUUGCGAGUUAGUCAAUGUACCGCCACCGAGCUCGCAUUUAUCUCGUCAGUUAUUCUUAGUGUAACUGCUACCUCUCUCCUUCUCUGUGGUGGGCACAAAACUUUGCUUUUUCCCAGUUAUUUAGUUUUCAAUAAAAUUAUUUUCACAUAGUCAUCCAAAUUUUGGCUUUAUCUGAUACUCAAAAUAAAUUUCUGAAUCGAAAUCCGUUUGUUCUAGAUUUGAAGCUCUUGUCGGCCUGGUGAACAACCGAAACUGGAAAAACGACGUGAGAGAAGACGACGUCGAAUGGAACAGUUCGAAAGUUGGUCCCACUGGAGUGGUGGAACCACGGGUCGAGAGCGAGAAACGUGAGAUCGAUCUUAUUUCUUGAAAAGUGAACUUAUUUUUUUGACAGGCGUGUUCCCAUCAACGAUCGUGAACUUGAUGGAAUAUCUCCUAGAUUUUCCUUUCUGCAUGCAAAACGCGACGGUCGUCAAGUACACCGAAAAUCAGGAGGUUUGAACGGCAGUAACUCGAGAUGAAUUUAUAAGUUUUACUCCAGAAAAGUAUCUACAAGACGUUGUGCUCUCGUUUCCAAGAUCAUCUUCCUGGCCUCACAGUCGCCGAGAAAAAGGUUUUCGUGGAACUUUUGCAGCGGCAAGCGCAGCUCAAAGGUUCUCAUUCAAUUCUUGAAAAUUAGGAAAACAUUUUUUUAGCGAUGAUGAAUGCGCGAGGAGUUUGUGUGUCCGCAGCGGUUGGUUCUCGAAAUUAAUUUUUUGUAUAAUGACUUUUUCAGACGUCGUCGUCUGGCCCUGUCCUCCGCUCAUGGUCCUCCUCAACUCCCAAAGAAACUCGAACGGCGCCGAUCAUUUUUGGUGCGGUUUUGAAAUGUUGUUUUUGUCUUUGUAACUCCCCCAAAAGAUUUCCGACGAUUUUGAGAUAUUAUAAAGAUUCUAAUCUAACAAAGUAAUAUUAUGGAGUUUGCAGACGAAGAAGACUACAAAAUCAAAGAUCGAAAAACGUCGGAAGCGCUGAGUUUGGUUCUUCUGGGACUACCGACGAUCCGAAGACGAAAAUUGCACAAAUUAGUCAAGUUUAUGCGGUCGAUCACUUCGAAUCACUGUUUAUCUUUGGCCUCAACUUUUCCGGGGGUGGAAAACAACUUCCAAGCGGUAAUUUUUCCAUAUUCAUGAAACCUCAAAGCGAUAAUUCGAUAUUUUAGAAUUGAUCACGCCUGUUUAAGGUGGCCGGUCGUAUUACGGUAGUUUAUAUAGGUUUUUCAGUAAUGAAACGAAAAAUUGUGUACUUUUUGUGACGUAACGCACCUUGUAAUCUCUAGAGAUAGGUCCUUACCAAAUUGCAAAAAAAAGAAAGAAAAUUAAAAAAAUUUCCUGGCUCCGAAACUGACUGUGCAAUAUUGACCGGCCACCGGCCGCCGUAGUACUGUCUCAAACAUGCGUGUGAUAAGCAAAAAUUGUGCAUACACAGUUCUCUUUGAAUUGCUCUAUACAAGCGAAAAUUUUCCAUAUUUACUCUAUUUUAAUGAUUCUAGUUUUUCUGAACAACUAAUUUAUUUCUUUUCAAGUCUAGCUUUUCAAUAAAACCGUAAAUAAGGAAAAUUUAUCAAAUUUGGCGUUUGGAAAAAAAAGUUUGCUUUUGAACUUCUAUAGUUUUUUUCAGAUGUUAUUGAAAAACUUUUCUUUUUUUUUAAACGUUUUCGGUGUGAAAUUUUAUUCGAAUUGUUUUUCUAAUUUGAAGACCGAAUCAAACAAUAAAAAGGGCAAAUCGAAGCAAAUUAACUUCCUAAAAUAUUGCGAAUUAUGAUUAUCAUAGAUAAAAGUUUUUUUUUGUAAACUGGAUUUCUGAUAUUUUUCUGUUUGGCGGUCAUUUUUGGUCUUCUGAAAUUUUUUUUCUAUGAAAUAGAAUUGACAUGGUGAUGACGUUUGAGGUGCUUCGCGGACUUCAUCCAGGCGUUGUCGCCAGCGACGGUUCGCCUGACGAAGCCGCGUCGUCGAUUCUCGUCGCCGGCGUGCUUCUGUGCAACGAACGCGUCUUGUUCGCCACCCCCGCGACUUUCGUCGACGCCGUCAUGUCGAAGCUGACGCCGCCGUCGCCGUUGCCAGGCCCUUCCGAGCGCCGGAGACGCGGGACAAAACUCGUCAAAAGAUUCUUUGGCAAAUGA